Phycomyces blakesleeanus NRRL 1555(-) is the source of this 2682-nucleotide messenger RNA. RefSeq lists its product as hypothetical. Gene Ontology annotation, cellular component: membrane. Bases 1 to 2340 code for a protein of 779 amino acids. Gene Ontology annotation, biological process: monoatomic anion transmembrane transport; polyphosphate metabolic process; phosphate ion transport. NCBI's taxonomy places the organism in Eukaryota, Fungi, Mucoromycota, Mucoromycetes, Mucorales, Phycomycetaceae. The record is from RefSeq and is a predicted model, not a curated record. Gene Ontology annotation, molecular function: phosphate transmembrane transporter activity. The transcript has 3 exons.
AUGAAGUUUUCUCAUUCACUGCAAUUUAACGCAGUAUCCGAAUGGAUAGACUAUUAUGUAGCGUAUGACCAUCUCAAAAAACUGAUCUUUCAGUUCGAAAAAGAACGUGUGAACAGAGCAAACUUGUCAAGAGAUUCAGAAAACGCUGCGAAUCAAACGAGUGAAGAACAAAAAGAGGAACAGGAGUCUCAGUUUAUAAUCGAACUGGACAAACAACUCCAAAAGGUCUCGGAUUUUUACUCCUCCCAAGAAUCAGACCUUUAUUCCACUGUCGAUCAACUGGCUGUCGAGGUGUCAAAUACAGCCGAACCAUCAGACUCUCCACACGUACCACAAGCCCACACCGAAUUUCCAAACACCGUCGAAGGCCCACUCGAAAGCCUCGACUCAUCCUUUGGACAUGAAAAAUCACGUUUCCCAACCGGAAGAACAUCAAUUCACAAUGACUCGCUCUCUCGAAAAAUGUCUCGCAUGUCAUUCGAAUCUCGUCUCACCGUCCGCUCAAACCAGACCCAGUCUGUCGAACGCUUGGUGGACCUGAGAACCCAGAUAAUCAUGGUCUAUGUCUCACUCUCAGAACUCGAAUCAUAUAUCGAACUCAACCGAAUCGCUUUCCAAAAGAUCCUCAAAAAGUACGACAAGGUUCUGGAAGGAAACCUUCGCGAAUACUAUCUCACCAAGGUCGUCGCCGAAGCAAGACCCUUCAUGCCAUCUACUCUCGAUUCCCUACAUAACCAGAUCGAACGUAUCGAGCAACUUUAUGCCGACGCAUUCUACAACGGAAAUGUAACAGUCGCCAUCCGUCAGAUGAAGACACACUUGCGAGACCAGGUCGCAUUCGAACGCAAUACGGUCUGGAAAGAUUUGAUUGGCCAAGAACGUAAAGUCAACGAUGCCCACGUAAAGAGUCCAGAUGGCGAACGAAUGGUCGCCUACGAAACUCUUCGAAGCUCUCUGUGCUUCCUCUUGUCUGUUGCAGUCUUUGCAGUCCUGCUCAAUGUCGACUGCUUUGGCCAGAGACAAGAAAACUAUUGUUUCGCACUCCUGAUUUUUGCUGCAAUCAUGUGGGCCACCGAGGCAAUUCCUCUCUAUGCUACAUCUCUCAUGCUCCCCUUCCUUAUUGUUCCCUUGGCUAUCCUGCGAAAUGCGGAUGGAAGUGUGAUGGAUGCCAAACCAGCCGCCAAGGCCGUGUUUUCGUCCAUGUUUAGCGGAACUAUCAUGAUGCUCCUCGGAGGUUUUGCACUCGCGGCUGCUCUCUCAAAGUACGGAAUCGCCAAAGCAUUCGCAUCCCACGUUCUGUCCAGAGCAGGCUCUCGUCCUAGAUGGGUUCUUUUAGCCAACAUGUUUGUUGCUGGGUUCUUGAGCAUGUGGAUCUCCAAUGUAGCCACCCCCGUCUUAUGUUUCUCACUCAUCAAUCCAAUUCUACGCACCUUACCGGACGGUUCUCCAGUCGGACCCUGUCUGUUGCUUGGUAUUGCGCUUGCCAGUUGCAUCGGUGGUAUGACUUCUCCAAUCUCGUCGCCUCAGAAUAUCGUGACCAUCCAAUACAUGGAACCAAACCCAGGAUGGGGUAUCUGGUUUGGCGUUGCCUUGCCGGUGUCGAUUCUUUCUAUUUUUGUGGCCUGGGCUAUCCUGCUGCUUGUCUACAGACCAGACCGUGCCUGCCCUCAUCUCAACAAAAUCAAGCCUACCAGAGGAAAGGUCAGCUUUACCCAGUAUUUCGUAAUGGCCGUAACUAUCUUGACCAUUGCACUCUGGUGUGCCGAGAGUUCGAUGGAGGACCAUAUUGGUGACACGGGUAUUAUUGCAGCCAUUCCACUGUUUGUCUUCUUUGGCACAAAGAUCCUCGGUAAGGACGAUCUGAACGCAUUCUUGUGGUCUGUUGUUGUGCUUGCCCAGGGCGGUAUGUCACUUGGCUAUGCGGUCACCUCGUCCGGGCUAUUGGAGGACAUUGCUCUGCGCAUCAAGGACGGUAUCCAGGACCUGGAGCCUAUUGCAAUCCUGGCCAUCUUUUCGCUUCUUAUUCUGGUGUUUGCUACAUUCGUUUCACACACCGUAGCUGCCCUGAUCAUUGUACCGAUUGUGCAGCAGGUCGGUCAGCAGCUGCCUACUCCCCACGCAAACCUGUUGGUUAUGGGAGCUGGUCUGGCAUGUUCUGCAGGUAUGGGUCUUCCGGUCUCAGGUUAUCCAAACAUGUCGGCUAUUAUGCAGGAAGAUGCAUCUGGAAAGCCUUAUUUGACCACAAAGGAUUUCAUUAUCACGGGUAUUCCUACCAGUAUUAUAUCUACUGCCUUGGUAUUCACACUUGGCUAUGGUAUUAUGUCUGGUGUUGGUUACUAAUGAUUCUUAUAAUGUCUAUAAUAAUAAUAAUAAUAAUAAUAAUAUCAUUCAUUCAUUAUAUUGUACAUUUCUUUUCUUUUCUUCCCUUCCCUUCCCUUUUCCUCCACCAUUACUAUUAAUAUUAAUAUCAUUAUCAAAAUACACAUCUACACAUAUACACUCUCAUAGAAUUUCUCUUUAACCUCUUCCUUUAUAUAUAUAUAUAUAUAUUUUAUAUAUAUUAUUACUUUUACUAUUACAAUUAUUUACCUAUUUCAAUGUAUAUUAUAUCUGUAUGUAUGUAUUUCUAACAAACUUAAAUUGCAAUAUAUAUAUAUAUAUAUAUAUAUUUUAAAAAAAAUC